Messenger RNA from Perca flavescens (yellow perch), 3478 nucleotides. It is a transcript of the gene unc5cb, whose product is annotated as unc-5 netrin receptor Cb. Gene Ontology annotation, cellular component: membrane. The transcript has 17 exons. Gene Ontology annotation, biological process: netrin-activated signaling pathway; axon guidance. The coding region runs from base 499 to 3369 and encodes 956 amino acids. Gene Ontology annotation, molecular function: netrin receptor activity; protein binding. Lineage: Eukaryota; Metazoa; Chordata; Actinopteri; Perciformes; Percidae. The record is from RefSeq and is a predicted model, not a curated record.
GACUGCUGCUCCUUCCCCCGGUUCAGUCCCGUCAGUGGAGCGCGAGGCGCAGCGCACGCACAUACGGUUCACACACACUCGCCUGCACGCGUGAAAGGUGCGACAGAGAGUGGACUCAGCGGACGACUUUGAUUUUGUGUGUGCGACUAAUCAGAGCAUGAAUUUGCUAUCAAGGCAUCGAUCCACACCUCUAGACAAACCAAGUGAACCUUUCAAGGGAAAAGCAAACGGGGAUAGAUUUUAAUGCAACAUCCUUCCUGACGGAGGGCGAUGCACCCGCCUCUUGUUCCAUAAACUGUCACAGUUUAUAUGACAGCAAAAACACAGCGCUGCUGGAUAUAUUUUUUCUGCAAAGCAAUUGUGUUCAUAUUUUUGCGCUCUGGGUUUUUGUGGGGUGCAAUUUCGACCUCAGCGCACAACGAGCGACAAAUAGUGCGUGUUUGAGCGUAAUUUCUCAGUGACUCGGACUUGCCUCAGAGCGGAGUUUGACUCCUCAUCAUGGGGUACGGUGCACAAACUGAUAGAGAAAGAGGAAGAGUGCCGAGAUCCCCUGCUGAGAUGCUGACCGUGUCCUGGCUUUUGCUUUUUCUCCUGGUGGAUAUCGGAUUGGCACAAGUUGAUGAUGAAUUCAUUGGGCUUGGUGAUCUUCCGGAAACCUUCCCUUCAGACCCCCCCGAGCCACUCCCUGUGUUUUUGAUGGAACCCGAGGAGGCCUACAUAGUGAAGAACAAGCCGGUCAACCUGUACUGCAAGGCCACGCCCGCCACCCAGAUCUACUUCAAGUGUAACAGCGAGUGGGUUCACCAGAAAGAGCACACUGUGGAGGAGCGGGUUGACGAGAACUCUGGCCUGGUAGUGAGAGAGGCAAGCAUAGAGAUCACUCGGCAGCAGGUGGAGGAGCUGUUUGGGCCAGAGGACUUCUGGUGUCAGUGUGUGGCCUGGAGCUCUGCAGGGACCACCAAGAGUCGCAAAUCCCAUGUCCGCAUCGCCUACCUGAGGAAGACAUUUGACCAGGAACCUCUCGGGAAGGAAGUGUCACUCGAACAGGAAGUGCUGCUCCAAUGUCGCCCACCUGAAGGCAUCCCAGCUGCUGAGGUGGAGUGGUUAAAGAACGAGGAAGUUAUCGAUCCUGCAGAUGACAGAAACUUUUACAUCACCAUCGACCACAACCUGAUCAUCAAACAGGCCCGUCUCUCUGACACUGCCAACUACACCUGUGUUGCGAAGAACAUCGUGGCCAAGAGACGCAGCACCACCGCCACAGUUAUCGUCUAUGUGAAUGGUGGAUGGUCGACAUGGACAGAGUGGUCAGUGUGUAACAGCCGCUGUGGUCGCGGUUACCAGAAACGCACACGCAGCUGUACCAACCCAGCCCCACUCAAUGGAGGCGCCAUCUGUGAAGGGCAAGGCAUCCAGAAAUUGGCGUGCAAUCCUCUCUGCCCAGUGGAUGGCCUGUGGACAGAGUGGAGUAAGUGGUCCACCUGUGGGACAGAGUGCACCCACUGGAGGAGGAGGGAAUGCAGCGUUCCAGCACCCAAAAACGGGGGAAAGGACUGUGAGGGCAUGGUACUCCAGUCCAAGAACUGCACCGAUGGGAUGUGCAUGCAGAGUUCCUUCUAUCAGAAGUCCUCUGAGGCAAAAGACCAGAGUAAUUUUGGAAAUUCAUUGGCCCCCAGUACAGAUGAUGUAGCUCUGUAUGUGGGUAUUGUCAUAGCGGUGAUCAUGUGCCUGGUUAUCUCUGUCGUCGUGGCACUCUUCAUCUACAGGAAGAACCACCGUGACUUUGACUCUGACAUCAUUGAUUCCUCCGCCCUCAAUGGAGGCUUCCAGCCAGUCAGCAUCAAGACUGCCCGCAAAGCUGAUCUCCUAACCGCACCCCCUGACCUGACCUCAGCAGCCGCCAUGUACCGCGGCCCCGUCUACGCCCUCCACGAUGUGGCUGACAAAAUCCCCAUGACCAAUUCCCCUCUGCUGGACCCUCUUCCCAACCUGAAGAUUAAGGUGUACAACUCCUCAGGCUUAGUGACUCCACAGGAUGACUUGGGAGGGGAGUUUUCCUCUAAACUGUCACCUAAGCUACCACACUGCCUCCUGGACAACAGUGACAGCACGAUGGGCCGUCGCACACAGACCCAGACGUUGCUCCGCACCAGGGAUCCAUCCUGCACCGCACUGGGCUCCUUCAGCUCCCAGGGGGGACACCUCAUUGUGCCCAACUCAGGAGUGAGUCUGCUUAUUCCAGCGGGGGCGAUUCCUCAGGGCAGAGUGUAUGAGAUGUAUGUGACGGUUCAGAGGAAGGAAAACAUGAGGCCCUCGGUGGAAGAUGGCCAAACAGUGCUGAGCCCUGUGGUGAGCUGUGGGCCCCCCGGGGCCUUGUUGACUCGGCCCCUCAUCAUCACCAUGCACCACUGUGCUGUGUUUGACGGCCAACAGGAUUGGCUGAUCCAGCUCAAGAGCCAGUCACAGCAGAACCAUUGGGAGGAUGUGGUGGUGGUAGGAGAAGAAAAUUUCACUACGCCGUGCUAUAUCCAAAUGGAUGACGAGGCCUGCCACAUCCUGACAGAGACACUGGGCACCACCUGCCUAGUGGGCCAAUCUCUCAGCGCUGCAACCAUCAAGCGCCUCAAACUAGCAAUCUUCGGCCCUGUCACCUGCCCCGCCAUGGAGUAUCACAUCAGAGUCUACUGCCUUGAUGACACACAGGACGCACUCAAGGAAGUCCUACAGAUGGAGAAGCAAAUGGGUGGGAAAUUGUUGGAUGAACCAAAGACUCUCAACUUUAAAGACAGCACCCACAACCUGAGAUGUUCCAUCCACGAUGUCCCCCACACAAUGUGGAAGAGCAAACUACUAGCUAAGUACCAGGAGCUUUCUUUUCAGCAAGUGUGGAGCGGCUCACAGAGAAACCUCCACUGUUGCUUUACUCUGGAGCGGUUUUCCUCUAGCACUGUGGACCUGGCCUGUAAGAUAUGUGUCCGCCAGGUGGAGGGAGAAGGACAGAUUUUUCAGCUGGAUACUACACUGUCAGAGGAUUCCCAGAGUAUUGACACGUCUCUGCUGGACCCCGCUAGCAACAUCACCACACUGGUGGGGCCCAAUGCCUUUCGCAUCCCUGUCUCCAUCCGACAGAAAUUGUGUGGCAGUCUCGAUGCACCACAGACCAGGGGAAAUGACUGGAGGAUGUUGGCCCACAAACUUAACCUUGACAGGUAUCUUAACUACUUUGCCACCAAAUCCAGUCCUACGGGAGUAAUCCUGGACUUGUGGGAGGCCCAGCAUUUUCCUGAUGGCAACCUCAGUCGUCUGGCCCAGGUACUGGAGGAGAUGGGACGCCAUGAAAGCCUUGUUCCUGCUGCGACUGAACACUGACAUCUGUCCACCAGGGAUUGUGACAUUCCAGGGAGGAAGAAGACAUAAAAAAAAAAUAAGAGAGGGGGACGGCAAAAAGCAGGCGAGUCAUUUGGCAUCAAAAUGACAA